GCUGUUGGGGGCACUAAGCAAACAAGCAACAGUUUCUGGCCCUGGUCUGAGGCAUUCCCAAUGGCAGUGGGGAACCCAUCUGGGUGGCUGGCACUGAACUUCCUGCUCUUGGCUGUGGUGGUGUCUUUCUUGGGCUCAGCCCUAUCCAUAGAUGAACCACGGACCCAUAUGCUGAGGAAGGAGUCAAUGAUGCGGCUGGGUGGGCAGCUGGUGCUGGACACCCAGGAGGAGAAGGUCAAUGAGAAGCUCAUGACCAUCAAAAGAGAAGAGAUGACUGAGGCCAUGAAGACCCUCGUGUUCCCACCCAGCAUGCACUUCUUCCAGGCCAAGCACCUCAUUGAGAAAAGUCGGGUGUUUAAUAUCCUGAGGAAAAUGCCAAAAGGGGCUGCCUUACACCUCCAUGACUUUAGCAUUGUGAGCAUGGACUGGCUGGUGAAGAAUGUCACCUACAGGCCCCACUGCCACAUCUGUUUCACUACAAGGGACACCGUGCAGUUCAAAUUUGCUGACCGGACUCCCACCACCCUGAAGUCAGAAGAAUGUUCAAAGUGGAUUUUGCUGGAGGAUGUUCGUAAGCGGACAAAGAAUGUCACUGAGUUUGACGACAGCCUGCUGAGGCAUUUCACCCUGGUGACCAAGGACCCCGAGGUGACGUAUACAGACCAAAAUGUCGUCUGGUCAAGGUUUGAAAACAUCUUCUCCACCAUCUCUGGCCUUGUCCAUUACGCACCAGUGUACAGAGACUACAUUUUCCGGAGCCUGGAGGAGUUCUAUGAGGACAACGUGUUCUACAUGGAGAUCAGGGCCAUGCUGUUCCCGGUGUAUGAGCUGAACGGGGAGAUCCACGACAAGGAGUGGGCAGUGAAGACUUACAAGGAAGUGGUUGACAUGUUUGUGAAAACUCACCCAGAGUUUAUUGGAAUCAAAAUCAUUUAUACGGAUCACAGAUCCAAAGAUGUGUCUCUCAUCACAGAAUCUGUCCACAAAGCCAUGGAUCUUCGAGCCAAGUUCCCCAGGAUGGUGGCAGGGUUUGAUCUGGUGGGGCACGAGGACACUGGCCACACCCUCUUUGAGUUAAGGGAGGCUCUGAUGAUCCCUGUCAAGCAUGGUUUCAAACUACCCUACUUCUUCCAUGCGGGGGAGACGGACUGGCAGGGUACUUCCAUAGACAGAAACCUUCUGGAUGCCAUAAUACUGAACACUACCAGAAUCGGCCAUGGAUUUACUUUGAGCAAACACCCAGCAGUUAUGGCUUACUCCUUGAGAAAAGACAUCCCCAUAGAAGUCUGUCCCAUCUCCAACCAGGUCCUGAAAUUGGUAUCUGACUUGAGAAACCACCCUGUAUCCACCCUGAUGGCCAUCGGGCAACCCAUGGUAAUCAGCUCUGAUGAUCCAGCUGUCUUUGGUGCAAAAGGAUUGUCUUAUGAUUUCUACGAGGCCUUCAUGGGCAUUGGGGGGAUGAGUGCCGACUUGAGGACCCUCAAACAGCUGGCCAUGAACUCCAUCAGGUACAGCUUUCUGUCAGAGCCUGAGAAAAAGAUUUUCAUGACAACUUGGGAGAAGAGAUGGAAAAAGUUCAUAGCUGACAUGGCUACAAAGUGAGGAUAAGACAGCCACCCCCACACACGGUCUCCACUUCCUCUCCUUGGUCUUGACUCCACCUCUGUGUCCCUGGUGCAUCAGCAGCCCCCCUGUUGACUGACCCAUCAGAAACUC
This is a messenger RNA of Otolemur garnettii (small-eared galago), 1716 nucleotides long. RefSeq names its product adenosine deaminase 2 (gene ADA2). Lineage: Eukaryota; Metazoa; Chordata; Mammalia; Primates; Galagidae. The transcript has 10 exons. The coding region runs from base 61 to 1602 and encodes 513 amino acids. Gene Ontology annotation, molecular function: adenosine deaminase activity. The record is from RefSeq and is a predicted model, not a curated record. Gene Ontology annotation, biological process: adenosine catabolic process; inosine biosynthetic process.